AUGCGUCACGGACAAAAGGUCAAAGGUAACAAGAUUGACAAAGACGUCCUCAGAGAAGGACGAAUCAGACUCCAUGUGUCCAGACUGAGGACUGAAGACUCUGGUCUGUAUCUGUGUGACUUAAAGACAAAUGAUGGAUUUGGGAUCAUCUUACACCGGAUAGAUCUCCCACAAUGUUGUGUGUGUAAAGAGGAGGAGGUUCACAAUGAAACAGAACCACAGAGGAACCAACUCAUCUCUCAUGGCUCUGCAGAAGCUGAGAGCCAGAAUCAGGAAGGAAUCAAUUCUGAAGACCCAGAAAAAGAGAGAAAGGAAGAACAGAAACAAAAGGAGAAAUAUGAGAAAACCAAAGAGCAGAAAGGCAGAACUGACACUUCAAAACAGAAAAAGCACAAGAAAGCUCACGCAGGGCAAAAAUCUUAUUCUUGUAAAAUUUGUGAUAAAACCUUUUCUCGAAACGAUAUCUUGCUGAGACACAUAAGAAUUCACAAAUAUGAGCGGCCUUUUUCUUGUGGGACUUGUGGAAAAAGUUUCUCUUGGAAAGGCCUUCUAAAUGCUCAUAUGAAAGUUCACACGGGUGAGAAGCCCUUCUCAUGUGGGACCUGUGGAAAGAGUUACAGAAACAGAUGGACUUUAGCUCGUCACAUGAGAAUUCACACGGGUGAGAAGCCGUUCUCCUGUGGGACCUGUGGAAAAAGUUACUCUGAUAGUGGGACUUUAACUAAGCACAUGAGAAUUCACACAGGUGAGAAGCCUUUCUCCUGUGGGACCUGUGGAAAAGGUUUUUCUCAAGCAAAUCAUUUAAAUGUUCACAUGAGGAUUCACACGGGUGAGAAGCCUUUCUCCUGUGGGACCUGUGGAAAAAGUUUUUCUCAAGCAGUUCAUUUAAAUGUUCACAUGAGGAUUCACACAGGUGAGAAGCCUUUCUCUUGUGGGACCUGUGGAAAAAGUUACUCUUAUAGUGGGACUUUUACUCGUCACAUGAGAAUUCACACAGGUGAGAAGCCUUUCUCCUGUGGGACCUGUGGAAAAAGUUUUUCUCAAGCAGUUCAUUUAAAUGUUCACAUGAGGAUUCACACAGGUGAGAAGCCUUUCUCCUGUGGGACCUGUGGAAAAAGUUUUUCUCAAGCAGUUCAUUUAAAUGUUCACAUGAGGAUUCACACAGGUGAGAAGCCUUUCUCCUGUGGGACCUGUGGAAAAAGUUACUCUGAUAGUGGGACUUUUACUCGUCACAUGAGAAUUCACACAGGUGAGAAGCCUUUCUCCUGUGGGACCUGUGGAAAGAGUUUCAAUAUUAAGAGUAGUUUAACUAAGCACAUGAGAAUUCACACAGGUGAGAAACCUUUCUCCUGUGGGACCUGUGGAAAGAGUUACAGUUAUAGACAUAAUUUAACUCGUCACAUAAGGAUUCACUCAGACUAGACGCCUUAGGUAGGAAACACCUCCGAUCCAUUUUGGCAUCAGAUCCAAAAGAAAAUCUGGUCAGAUGAUGUAAACAGCAAGUUGAACAUAUUAAAGUCAACAGAUUCUUGCAGGCUGCUAGUGAUUCACUGUGAUUGUGUCUUUCACUGUCUGACCAAGAUAAACCUGAGGUCUACUUUUGCCUAGCAGCUUGUUUUCCUUAAUCCAGUUUUUUGUUUUAAUUCUCAGUCAUAUUUGUACUUAAGAUCCCCAUCAGUAUCCCAUUAGAUACUGAAGUUAAAGAGGGGAACACAUUCAGACAGGAUUAAUUUCUGUGCAUUUCAGUUUUCAUGGAGUUCUGUACCAUGUAGAAUAAUUGAGUUUAGCUUUUACAUUUUUGACAUUUCCGUGUAUGACUGGAUGUAAAAUAGCAGUGAAAUGUUCUUGUUUUUCCAUAAAUUAAACUCUAUGAUGUUUGUUUGAAAAAAAUCUGUUGGAGAAAUUGUAUACAUUUAUCAGACAUUUGCUUAAACAUUGUAUAUUCUGAAUUGCUUUAACUAUAUUUCUGAGUAUGUUGAAGGAUGCAGAGACAGCCGGCGCCAGCUUGUUCUAAUCAGACGGCUGCUCAGCAGAAGGACAUCCUAUUCUUCAUGUUUAUAAUAAGAUCAUUUAAAGCGUAAUGGUGCUUAUUAGCCUUACACAGUCAUACUGUCGUAGUAAAUGUUCUAGUUUAUCUUAUGAAACUGAAUUAUAUGUUUUUGUUUCCUCCUUUUUACCCUGUAGAGCUCAAUGUAAUACGGACGUCUUUUUCAGUAAAAAGAGAAGUGCGGCAGAAUGUGUUUUUAGAAUAGGCAGAGAUUGUAACUGAAACACAUCUCUGUCCGUUCUCACAAGUAAAAAGAAUCUAACUCUCUCUUGUCUCUCCUUGUCUAUAUUUGAUGUUCUAGGUGCGUAUACCUGAAAAACUCUAAAAUAAUUUUGAUCUGGUCAGAUUUUGAUUUAGAGCUAACCACAGAGAGGUUUUUAUGUUCCCAAAUUUUUGUCAUUGUUACACUUUGCUAUGAGAAGCAAAGUAUAUUAUUAAAAAGGUAUGUUAAAAUAUACACUAGUAUUUUGAGCAGAAUAUGCUUUUUAAUAACUGUUGAUUUGAAUAAAUAUUGAUGGAUUAUUCA
This is a messenger RNA of Xiphophorus hellerii (green swordtail), 2573 nucleotides long. RefSeq names its product gastrula zinc finger protein XlCGF57.1-like. NCBI's taxonomy places the organism in Eukaryota, Metazoa, Chordata, Actinopteri, Cyprinodontiformes, Poeciliidae. The transcript has 5 exons. The record is from RefSeq and is a predicted model, not a curated record. Gene Ontology annotation, molecular function: RNA polymerase II cis-regulatory region sequence-specific DNA binding; DNA-binding transcription factor activity, RNA polymerase II-specific. Bases 1 to 1422 code for a protein of 473 amino acids. Gene Ontology annotation, biological process: regulation of transcription by RNA polymerase II.